AUGAGCCGCUUCGAAGUGGCCGCGGACAGGCUCCGUCAGUCCUUGUCCGAUCUCAUACCCUCGUUACUUGCUAGCUUAUCAAGCUUGCGACAGGCAAGUCCACAGCAUGCGCACCAACAACUCCUUCCAUUCACCCUCGUCCACGAUGCUUUGGAACCACUGGUUGACACACAAACUAAUCGAGAGGAUUUCGGUCUAUCUGCGAACCUUUCGCUCCUCGAUAAGGACGGCGCAGAGGUGCGGCUUCGGAACCUGUGUUUGGAGAUUAGCAACAAUGAACUUCGCAAAUUUGUCUUGGAAGACGCAUCGGGCUUGGUUGCUAGUCAAGGGCAAGACCUAGACGAACACACCUUACGAACACAACUUGCAUCAACUCUCGACCGCCUCGAUGCCAUUCUCGUCCUCUCACUCCACGAUCUAAUUGAUGCAACACUACCACUUUCCUUGAUCGAAGAGCUCAUCGAAGGCCAGCCCAUCUCGACUUGCUCGCGGCUCUUUGCGUACACAGAAUCCCGCGUCCAGCCCCUCACUAUCGACCUUCAUCCUACCAAAGGCAAGGGUCUCGUGCUGCUGCGAACAUGCAACGAGCUGCUCAGAAGGCUUUCCAAACCCUCGCAACAGCACACUGUGUUCGCAGGCCGCAUCCUCAGCUUGCUGGCCAAGGUGUUUCCGUUGGGAGAAAGGAGCGGUGUCAACCUUCGCGGAGAAUUCAAUGUCGAAAACAAGACGCACAUCGAGGAAAAGACCGAAGAGGCCGAUGCAAACGCCGAGGAAGGCUCUGAUGAGAGAGACGAGGUGUUCAAGGUCACCUACGAGUUUUACGAGCUGUUUUGGAAGGUGCAGCGCUUCUUCUCGAAUCCACCGCUGCUCAUGGGCGCUCAGGAUUCCUCGCGACCAACCACGAGAAAUGCUACGCCUGCAGAUGGCUGGGAUGCAGAUCAUGUCGUCUCGGACGAGGAUCCCGCACCCGACGGUGCCAAGGGCGCCAUGGCAGAGCUGCGAAUCAGCACAGCCAAGAUCCUCAAGCUCUUUGGCGCUGUCACCAAGCGUGAAAAGGAGCUGGCGGGUGCAGCCAAAGCGGAAGAGGCUAAAAACAGCAAAGGCAGCGCUUCGGGCGGGAGUGCGACGCCGCCGUCCAACAAGAGGCUCAACGACAAUGGUACAGCCAACACGGGCUACAUCGCUGGCAACUGGAUAGGCCAGAAGAGAGACGAACCGGCAAGAAAGCGUGCUCGACCCGAUAUUGUCGACGGCGUUCCGACUUACAGCGCCGAUGCUGACGAAGAGAUGAUCGAACAGGUCAGCUCGACGGAACAUGACGAGGCGAGUGCAGCCGAACGCGGCCACUUCUUUCCCACGUACCUCACGGGCCGGAAACUCUUCGAAUACGAGAUUCGCGACACGUCUUUUCGCAAGCACAUCCUGGUGCAGUACCUUGUAUUGUUCCAGUACCUUCUCUCGUUCACACCACUCGCCAAGGAAAGCUGGAAGGACUGGAAGAACAAGACGCUGCAAGCGCUCUUCACGCUCGAAGAUGCCGACGAGCGGUGGAUCCGAUCUACCUGGCGCGAAAUCCAAGGGCUUAUCCGCGAGAUUCAACCAGAUGGACGACUCUUUCUCGAAUCCGUCCUUGAGGUGCUCAAGCGAGAAGCCAACUGGAUUCGAUGGAAGACAGAGUCGUGCCCAUCGAUCGAGAAGCCACCUCUUUCGCCCGAGCAGAUUGCGCAGUUUGCGUCCGCAAGAGCACUGCUGCUGCGCAAACCUGAGCCGUAUCCGCACAAGCUCGGCACAGCUGCACUCUCCGAGCUUUGGCAAGACGGUCUGCAACCACCCGUGCCGGGCACGCGAAGGGUGGAGAACGAGAUGGGCGAGUACGUCACCAUCGCAACGGACGGACUAGAAGAGCUCGAAUUUCUGCCGCCGAUCCCGAGCCUGGAGCACUAUAACAAGUCGAUGCAGCGCGAAAAGAUGAAGCUCGAUUUGCGCAAGAAGCAGCUUGGUAUCGAUGCGGCGGUAAGCGAGGCACAGCUGAGCAAGGAGGAGCGCGAGAAGUUGGACAAGGACGAGCGCGUGCAGGCGACGAUCGAGAGCAUCCAGAGUCUGGCGUGGCGAGCGCUGCGUGUGGCCAACCGGGACAAUCUCCACUUGUUUGGCAAGCCGGAACGACCGGAGGAUAUUGAGGGACUGCUGCAGGCGAUGGAAGAGGAACGCAAUCCGAAGCCGAAAGUAGUGGCCCCGGCUGCGCAGCAACCUGCCGCCGAUGCUGCCGCUGCGGUGAAGAGCGGUGAAGAGGCUGGCAAGGCGACAGAUGGCGGUGCAGAGGCGGCCAGCGAGCAAAUUGUUACGAGCAAUGCGGAAGAAGGGAAUAAGGAGGUUGCUACCGAGUCUGUGCAGGAGCAAGAUUCGGAGAUGGCAAGCGAGUCGGCUCCAUCGGUCGGUAAAGUCGAGGAUCAGCCUUCUAGAGUUGCAGUGGUCGAUGCCGAGCAAGCUACUCCGAAGACUUUGCAGACAGUAGAAGAGACAACGAUAGAAGAGACAACGACCUCGACAUCCGUUGGCCUGGCUUCAGAAGAUGACACAGCAACAAAAGAGACGGAGGAGGGUGCUCCAGAAAAGCACGUGGACACGCCUGCUGAUCAGGAACAGGACGUAGACAUGUCUGAAGCUGCUUGA
Sporisorium graminicola is the source of this 2673-nucleotide messenger RNA. RefSeq lists its product as uncharacterized. Bases 1 to 2673 code for a protein of 890 amino acids. The transcript has a single exon. Gene Ontology annotation, cellular component: THO complex part of transcription export complex. The record is from RefSeq and is a predicted model, not a curated record. NCBI's taxonomy places the organism in Eukaryota, Fungi, Basidiomycota, Ustilaginomycetes, Ustilaginales, Ustilaginaceae. Gene Ontology annotation, biological process: regulation of DNA-templated transcription elongation; mRNA export from nucleus.